AUGGACAUCAGCUUUUGAUUUUUGACAGAGGAAGUUAUUAUGAUUUGUUUUCUGUCAACAACGUACCCGUAUCUAUUUGUGGAGUACAUCAAAUGCUUGGUUUGCUGCCUUUGAUCAGCGAAUUUACCAAUAAUGGCACAUCCUGGUUGGACAUUCGGUAUAAUGCUGGCUGUAGCCAUCGGUACAGCAAUGUAUUACUACUUCAGAAACGAAAAUCCCAGACUAAAUUACGAGACUGCGUCCCCAUUUAACCUAGCACCACCGCCUCGCUCCGUCAACCAAUCUCCGCGGCAUCGAAGGCGUAGGAAUUCUAAUGACUCCGAGAAAGAUUGUGUGAUAUGCUUUGAUGUAUUGAAAGCAAGUUCUAUUAAACAGUUAACUUGUGGUCAUAAGUUUCAUGCCGAUUGCAUUAAUAUGUGGUUAAACGUGAGAGAUUCUUGUCCUAUUUGCAGAAGUUCAUCAUGAAGACUUGUUACUGAAAUGUUUCUUUUCUAAUUUACAAUACAGUUUUUGAAGAUAA
Messenger RNA from Photinus pyralis (common eastern firefly), 520 nucleotides. RefSeq names its product RING-H2 finger protein ATL63-like. NCBI's taxonomy places the organism in Eukaryota, Metazoa, Arthropoda, Insecta, Coleoptera, Lampyridae. The coding region runs from base 133 to 465 and encodes 110 amino acids. The record is from RefSeq and is a predicted model, not a curated record. The transcript has 3 exons. Gene Ontology annotation, biological process: ubiquitin-dependent protein catabolic process. Gene Ontology annotation, molecular function: ubiquitin protein ligase activity.